AUGGUCAUCACGACUGAAAUAGCUCGAUACGACGUCAGCAAGGUACUCGUCGAUCAGGGGAGUUCGGUCAACAUCUUAUACUGGUCCACCUUCAAAAAGAUGGAUCUAUCCGAGGACCUUAUUGCUCCUUUCAACGAGCAAAUUGUAGGCUUUUCAGGGGAAAGAGUCGACACCCGGGGGUACCUCGACUUACGAACGCGCCUGAGAAUGGGUCUGGAAGCACCGGAACUUAGAGUCCGCUUUCUGUUGGUCGAGGCCAACACAUCAUACAACGCCUUGUUAGGGCGACCUUGUUUGAAUGCAUUUGGAGCCAUUGUGUCCACCCCUCACCUGGCCAUGAAGUUUCCCACGGAAAGUGGCACCAUUUGCACCGUAAGAGCGGAUCAGCGAACGGCUCGACAAUGUUAUGUUGCCGGGCUUAAGGUCACCCCUUUUGUACCAACCACAAGGGCGAAAGGAGCUGAAAUAGCGACGGUCCACUUGGACCCCCGAACUAAUAUAGAUGAGCGUCUCCAUCCACAAGGCGAUGUCAAAUUCCUUCCAUUGGCAGCGGACGCCUCCAAAAACACAAACAUUGGCGGGGACCUCGCUUUGAAGGAUGAACAGGAUCUGGGACAGAGGCGCGCCCUCUCACGCAAAAGAAGCGACAGUUCGGAGAAGUUGAUGAACGCCCAGUUCAUCAGAGAGUUAAACUACACUACAUGGUUGUCGAACGUAGUCAUGGUCAAGAAGUCGAACGGCCAGUGGAGAAUGUGUGUCGAUUUCACUGACCUCAACAAAGCGUGCCCUAAAGAUUCAUAUCCCUUGCCUAGCAUUGAUCGGUUGGUAGAUGGGGCUUCCGGUCAUGUUGUACUCAACUUCCUCGACGCAUACUUGGGCUACAACCAAAUCCCCAUGUACGCACCUGAUCAAAGCAAGACAGCUUUCAUUACCGAGCGCGCCAAUUAUUGUUAUGAAGUAAUGCCGUUCGGUUUGAAGAAUGCCGGGGCGACAUACCAACGCCUCAUGGAUAAAGUUUUCCAUCAUCAGAUAGGCCGAUGCAUGGAUGUUUACGUCGACGACAUGGUCAUUCGGAGCCAUUCUAUGGAGCAACAUUUACAAGAUUUAGAAGAGGUGUUUGGCCAAAUCAGAAGGUACAACAUGCACCUUAACCCUUCCAAGUGUACCUUCGGAGUCCCUGCGGGUAAGUUUUUGGGUUUCAUGCUUACUCGACAAGGCAUCGAAGCCAACCCAGAUAAGUGCAAGGCCGUACUCGACAUGGCAGCCCCAACAACUCUCAGGAAGGUAUAA
Molecule: messenger RNA, 1290 nt
Organism: Vigna angularis (adzuki bean)
Lineage: Eukaryota; Viridiplantae; Streptophyta; Magnoliopsida; Fabales; Fabaceae
Exons: 2
Coding region: 1-1290 (429 amino acids)
Source: RefSeq, a predicted model, not a curated record